AUGCAUUUGCUGAAGAACGCGAUAAACGUACAAUUUAUUACAAGGGUAAAAUAAAUGUGUAUGAUUCUUUUGGAGUUUAAGUUGUUCGGAGUACAGACCGUUGCAAUGGCUAACCAGUGGACCAAAGAAGAAUGGAGAGCGAAAUUCGACAACUACGACAGCGACAAGUCCGGUACGAUAGAGAUGCGAGAGGCCAAGCGUCUCAUGCAGUACGUAGGCCUGAACCCAACAGACGAGGACGUCUUGGCCUUUAUGAAAGAGGUCGACAAGAAUGAAGACGAUGGCAUAGAUUUCGAGGAGUUCUAUGCAUAUGUGCAGACGCUGCCAGAUCCUACGGGCGAGUUAAGACUGGCGUUCAAUGGCCUCGACAAGAACGGCGAUGGUACCAUAGACAAGAAUGAGCUCAGAGGCCUGCUAUUAAGAGGGGGUGACACAAGUAAAGAGGAGCUAGAUGAUCUGUUUACGCUCGUUGAUGAUAAUAACGACGGAAAGAUCCAAUACGAAGGCAUGUCACUGACAAUUUAA
This is a messenger RNA of Dreissena polymorpha, 525 nucleotides long. RefSeq names its product calmodulin-4-like. The transcript is spliced from 5 exons. Gene Ontology annotation, molecular function: calcium ion binding. Lineage: Eukaryota; Metazoa; Mollusca; Bivalvia; Myida; Dreissenidae. Gene Ontology annotation, cellular component: myosin II complex. The record is from RefSeq and is a predicted model, not a curated record. Bases 55 to 525 code for a protein of 156 amino acids.